CGAGCUGUAUAUCACGGGUCAGACAUCUAUCUGUUGGACGACCCGUUGGCUGCAGUGGACGCACACGUCGGACAACAUCUCUUCCAACGAGUCAUUGGACCGAAAGGACUGCUGAGGAAUACGACACGAAUACUGGCCACACAUCACAUGGAAUUCCUUCGCGAAGCCGAUCACAUACUGGUGUUGAGUGAGGGAAGGGUUGUUGAGUCGGGCGGUUAUGACGAGUUGGCUGAGAGGGGAGUGCUUUCCGACCACGAGUUCAAUGAGUCGGACAAUCAGUCCAAAGGAAGUGGGGAUCAGAUGUCGAGACAGACCUCUCGAGUCAGCGAAAGUGAAUCGACGGCACAGUUAUUGAGACAAAUUUCAAUGACUCAAGAAAAUGAGCAAAAGAUAACCGAAAAUGAAGUGAAAAAUAGUCAACUCAUUGAUAAGGAGACAGAAAAGUUCGGAUCCAUUAAAAUGAGUGUAUAUUUGGAUUAUUUGAGACGAAUUCCCCUAAUCUACACAUUAAUCCCAUUCAUGUCUGCCUUUCUAUUCAAUGCGUGCGAAGUCGGGGCCAACUUCUGGCUCAACAUCUGGACGACACACAACUCAACACAAGUGGACAACACUUUCUACUUAAGUGUCUAUCUGUCGGCCAUAGUAUUGGAAGCCAUGUUUGUCCUCACCUUUCAGAUGAUGCUGAGGACGGGUGCCGUAAUCGCAGCCGGAGUGCUCCACAAAGACAUGUUGUCUUGUAUUCUGCGAACCCCUCUGUCCUUCUUCGAUGUGACCCCUUUGGGACGAAUCUUAAACCGAUUCAAUCGCGACUUCGAGCAGAUUGACGUACGAAUACCCUGGUGUUUGGGUGAAGCCCUGUUUCAUAUCAUUUAUUUCUUGUACAUCGUGGCAAUCGUUGUAUACAUGAACGCCUAUAUGACUAUCCUUAUACUUAUUAUCGUCAUUAAUCUAUUUGUGGACUUCGAGACAAUUAAAUCGUUUAAAUUCCAUCACUCGGUCACCGAUUUAUAG
Molecule: messenger RNA, 1011 nt
Organism: Oppiella nova
Lineage: Eukaryota; Metazoa; Arthropoda; Arachnida; Sarcoptiformes; Oppiidae
Source: the annotation of a GenBank genome assembly